AUGGAGGCGUUGGAAACGGCAGCGGUGCUGUUGGUGGCGGAAGGCCCAUCCAACCCACAGCAGCUGCAAUGCGCCCGUCAGCGCCAGAGAAAAUACCACUUGACAGUCCUGGAGAAGGACAGAAUUUGUGAUACAAUAAAAGAGGACAGGCCUACGUACCUCAUCGUCCCAGAAGACGUGUGCCCCGGAUGUUCUGACAUCGCAUCGUAUAUAAGCAAAGCAACUGAAGGGCCGAUCAUGUCAAUAGACCCUGGUCAAACAGGAACCGGGUCCCGAGCCUUCAAGAUGUAUCCGAUGGCAGACGAUAUGAACGAUUUCUACAUGGACGUUUUGAAGUAUUACAAAUGGCGCAAAUGGACAGUCAUUUAUGAUCAUGGCGAAAUGUUUAAUAACUUCAUGCCAAUCAGGACCUGGGCUUAUUCGCAAAAGUUCAACGUAACUUAUCAAUCGUUUGAGGGAGACAUGGACGCUUUGGCGCAGGCGAUUCUCAGUCAGGAUAACGUCAAUAUAUUUCUUUUCACGGCAACUGAGAAGGCGAGUCUUGAUAUCAUCAAAGGAGGACUUGAAAGGGGAAUACUGACAAGAAAGUACCAUUGGAUUGUGGGACAUUUGGAUGUAGUAAUACAGCGCAACCUUAGAGAACGACUGAAGGACCAGGGGGUGUACCUGACUCGUUUUAUGAUGAACUACACGACAGAGUGGCAGUAUUCGCUGCCAUCAUUCAGCGAUCAACAAGCCAUCCUUCACGAGUGGCCGCUACAGUACAGGCUAGCAUACGAUGCCGUUCUGACCACCGGUUAUGGAUUGAGAAAAUAUCGGGAGGACCAACUGAAUCAUGAGCCCUUGAAUGUGUACACAUCUGCUGUGAUUCAGCCAUGUCCUUCCAGCUAUCAUACCAGUAAACCAAAUGUAAAAAAGUUAUACAACGAUACUAGAUAUUAUAAUUUUGAAGGUCUGUCAGGAAAUAUUGCUUUUAACGAAAAUGGCGAUCGAGUUAACUAUUCUCUGAUGGUUCAAAGUGGUAGAGGGCGGGCUUUGGAUCAGCUACUUGGGGAAUGGGUUCAGAACCCGGAGCACUGGGAGAAACGGUUUAACAUGAAAUGGGAAAGUUCAGGCCGUUUUAACACAACACGAUAUGAACAAGGUGGAAGACGAACGUUGAAAGUAGUUUCAAUAGAGGUUCCGCCGUUUCUGAUGAUGAAGAAUGAUCCAAUAUACGGUCCUAAACGAGAGACUCAAUCGUUUGAAGACUACAAAGAUUAUGACCGUUAUCAAGGGUUCAUUGUUGAUCUAUUGGAGGAAAUCAAGAACACGGCGAAGGGGAUUGAUUUUGAUUAUGAUAUUGAGUUGGUCCCGGAUGGCAAUUUCGGAAGGAUAGGUCUUUAUAAUAGAAUAUGGAACGGUAUGAUUGGCGAAGUCUACAGAGGGAAAGCGGACAUCGCAGCUGGCCCACUGACCAUCCGGCCUGACCGGGCAAAAGACGUACAGUUCACAAGCGCAUUUAUGCAGGCUGAUUUAGCGGCUCUGAUCCGUCAUCCUAGCUACACCACUGGAGAUGUGCUCAGCUUUUUAUAUCCAUUCUCGCUCUGGGUAUGGAUUUUAAAUGCAGUCGUAUUUAUUAUCGUUAGUAUGAUCAUUUAUGCAAUCAGCUAUUUUGAUCCGUACGAGUGGAGUGCAACUUCGAUGCGCGGUGGCACGUUUUUGGAAAACAAGGACAAUUUUAGUAAGUCAAACACGAUGUGGUUCUUGGCGUCUACGCUGUUUUUUCAGAGUUAUGACACAUCUCCACGAUCAAACGCAGGCCGUGUAAUGGCAGUAUUUUGGUGGGCAUUUGUUAUCAUCAUGAUGUUUCUUUACAUUACAAAUUUACCAUUUUUUCUGCAGUCAACAAAGAGAGUGGCAAAUGUGAGGUCAAUGGAUGAAAUGCUUCGCAAAUACGACGUUCAACCGGGAAUAGUUAAAAGCGAUUCCACAUUCCAUCUCCUAAAGAAGUCCAAAGACCAAACACUCAACCAGUUUUUCAAAGUCAUUACGAAUGCUGAACCAAGCGCUUAUGUAUCUAGUAUGGAAGAAGGCAUUGAACGUGUUCGCAAUAGCAGUAACCGUUUUGCUUUGAUUGGGGAAACCCCUGUCCUUGAUUUUCACGCAUCAAAAGAACCCUGUGAUAUGUACGUAACCGCUGGGAAACUUUACAGGCAAAGUUACGCACUCGCUGUCCGCAAAGACUCGCCAUUAACAGAACCUCUCUCACACGCGAUUGAAGUACUGAUCGAGAACGAGCAGAUACAUCGGUUGGAGUUCAAUUGGUGGCAGCGACAUAACCGCUGCGGUAACAUGACCACGUGGGAGAAACAGGGCAUUUUUUCGUACACUUCUGUCGAUUUUUACGGUAUUUACCUACUUCUUGCACUUAGUAUGAUCGUCAGUUUUGUGACCUUCCUCGUGGAAUCUCUUUGCUGCUGUCCCACCAAAAAGUGCAAAAAGAAGAAUAGUGCCACAUCACGGAGAGGCGAGGUUAGGCAGAGUCGCGGAAUCUAUUCCGUAAAUACAGGCCGUGGAGGACAUAAUGGGGCAAGGGUGGCGAGUGAGCAUCAAAAUGAGCCGCAGCUUACUAAAUCUGGAAGUUUGUCGAAGGAUGAGUGGAUAUAAAACCAAACUGUUUCCAUCUGAUUGUAUGGUCGUUGUAUUUUUCGUCUCAGUCUUGUCUAUUCUGGCUAAAUACGUCUGAAGAGCAACCGAUGGUCAAUUCCCUGGAUUAUCGUUAAAAUGUGAAAGAAGAAUUCCUACGAAAAUGUAAAGGAAUACAAUAUAAACUUUAUAUUAAAAUGUCAGCAAGUGUGUAAUAGUAGGCCUAGGCCUAAGCCUGCGUAUCUCCGCCAGGAAGGUUCCCCAUUUACCUAUGUUUGUCUACAUAUUGGUAUAAGGAAAAGAUUAUUAAAUUUCUGAGUGAAAUGCCAAAAUGCCAAGGUCAGUAGGAAGUCGAGGUUUUAAAAAUAAUUGUGUAUUAAAUCGAUUGUAUGCACUUCAUGUGUAACUCCUCUAGGUAUUCAUCUGCGCAAUUAUAUUUAGCAUGGUUUAUUGGAGAGUGAUGAGAAAAACAAAUUACAAUAGAUACCUGUAACUAUCAUGCUAAAUAAAUAAAAUGAUGGUAUAUGUAAUGUUUAAUAGUCUCAACAAUACUUGAAUGCUGUAAAACAAUAAGUAUAUUGAUUACAAGUAACACAUUUAUUACAGUUCACACUCCACUUCGAGACUGCCAUUGAGACCUAAAAAUGUGGGAUAGUCUAGGGGUUCGGUUUCCAAUUAGAUGGUUUGUGUUAAAAGAUUGUUAUAGUAUUUGAUUUUUUGCAACAGUAGUCUCAAAUUAGAGGGUUUUGGAAUUGGAGGGUUCUCGAAUUGGAGGGUGCAUUUAUUAUUAUUAUUAUUAUUAUUAUUAUUAUUAUUAUUAUUAUUAUUAUUAUUAUUAUUAUUUA
This is a messenger RNA of Anneissia japonica, 3473 nucleotides long. RefSeq names its product glutamate receptor 2-like. Gene Ontology annotation, molecular function: transmitter-gated monoatomic ion channel activity involved in regulation of postsynaptic membrane potential; AMPA glutamate receptor activity. Gene Ontology annotation, biological process: monoatomic ion transport; modulation of chemical synaptic transmission; synaptic transmission, glutamatergic. The record is from RefSeq and is a predicted model, not a curated record. Bases 1 to 2649 code for a protein of 882 amino acids. The transcript has 8 exons. NCBI's taxonomy places the organism in Eukaryota, Metazoa, Echinodermata, Crinoidea, Comatulida, Comatulidae. Gene Ontology annotation, cellular component: AMPA glutamate receptor complex; postsynaptic membrane; dendritic spine.